Messenger RNA from Tripterygium wilfordii, 1346 nucleotides. Its product is annotated as (S)-coclaurine N-methyltransferase-like. The record is from RefSeq and is a predicted model, not a curated record. The transcript is spliced from 8 exons. The coding region runs from base 62 to 1129 and encodes 355 amino acids. Lineage: Eukaryota; Viridiplantae; Streptophyta; Magnoliopsida; Celastrales; Celastraceae.
CUGCGAGUCUGCGAGGUGAGAAGUAUAUCCAUUGAGAAAAUCAGAGAGAGCGAGGGAGAUAAUGGAAGGGUUGGUGCAGGUACCAUACGAUGCAACGGUGAAGCUAAUGCUGGCUUCACUGGAGCGAAAUCUGUUACCGGACGCUGUCGUGCGGAGGCUUACACGGUUGCUCUUGGCCAGCCGCCUUCGCUCCGGUUACAAGUCCUCCUCUGAACUACAGCUCUCCGACGUCGUGCACUUUGCGCAUUCUCUGAAAGAGAUGCCAAUUGCUAUCAAGACUGAUGAACCAAAAACCCAACAUUAUGAACUACCAACCUCUUUCUUCAAACUGGUACUUGGCAAACAUCUCAAGUACAGCUGUUGCUACUUUCCUGAUAAGUCGAGCACCUUAGAGGAUGCUGAGAAAGCAAUGUUUGAGCUUUACUGUGAAAGGUCAAAGUUAAAAGAUGGUCAAACUGUUCUUGAUGUUGGGUGUGGCUGGGGGUCGCUCUCUCUUUACAUUGCCCAAAAAUACAGAAAUUGCAAGGUUACAGGGAUUUGCAACUCAACAACACAGAAAGCUCAUAUUGAGGAACAAUGCCGGAAUCUUCAGCUACAAAAUGUGGAGAUUAUUGUUGCAGAUAUUAGCACAUUUGAAAUGGAUGCAUCUUAUGACCGUAUAUUCUCCAUUGAAAUGUUUGAGCAUAUGAAGAACUACAAGGAUCUUCUCAAGAAAAUAUCAAAGUGGAUGAAUGAGGAUAGCCUUCUUUUCAUUCAUUAUUUUUGCCAUAAAGCAUUUGCUUAUCAUUUCGAGGAUAUAAAUGAUGAUGACUGGAUUACUAGGCACUUCUUCACUGGAGGAACAAUGCCUUCAUCAAAUCUACUGCUUUAUUUUCAGGAUGAUGUUUCUGUUGUUGAUCACUGGCUUGUGAAUGGGAAGCACUACGCACAAACAAGUGAAGAGUGGCUCAAAAGAAUGGACCAGAACUUGGCUUCUAUCAAGCCGAUAAUGGAGUCUACAUAUGGCAACGAUCAGGCAGUCAAGUGGACUGUAUACUGGAGAACAUUCUUUAUUGCAGUCGCGGAGCUCUUUAAUUACAAUGAUGGAGAAGAAUGGAUGGUUGCGCUAUUCCUAUUUAGAAGGAAGUAAAGUAAAAGACGGACAAAGAAGUGAAUACACCAUUGUUGUCAGGACAAGAUAAAACUGCACUGAGGGGGCAAUGUAGCAGUUCGUGAAUGUUACCCUGUAAUAAGCCAUUUAUCAAGAUAUGUCGUGUGUGUGUUGUAAAUGCCAUGGGUGAGUGGACUGAGUUUACUUGUUAGGAUUAAAAUCUUGAGUCUUUGAGAAUGCAUUAUUCCACUUGUUU